Molecule: messenger RNA, 1537 nt
Organism: Dermacentor albipictus
Lineage: Eukaryota; Metazoa; Arthropoda; Arachnida; Ixodida; Ixodidae
Product: kinetochore protein NDC80 homolog
Biological process (GO): attachment of mitotic spindle microtubules to kinetochore
Cellular component (GO): Ndc80 complex
Source: RefSeq, a predicted model, not a curated record
AACAUUAGAAAAAGGUGCACGGCACUUCGAACGAAAAAGUGCAGGGGGUGCCGGGCUGCAACCACUCGCUGCAAGGUUCAAGGGUGCAGUGCACCACGGCCCCACGGCGGCACCAGCGGCACCUUGCCUUGCACCCCGUUCAAUCGAGCACGGGGGUGCAGGGUGCACUGCUGCACCUCGGGGAAUCGAGGGUCUAGGUGCAGUGCACCGUGAAUUGGUGCACUGCACUUGGCUGAAUCGAAUAGACCUAUUGACGUGAAUAGCGCGAGCAGCUCGUGCGGCUGUUCCUUUCACGAUAUACGUUAAACGGUCGGCCGUAUCGUUUGCUAUCCUUGCAACUUUGACAUAAACCCGCAGGACAGCAGUUAGUCGACGUGCGUGUUUGUUUUUCAGUGCCUGUAUUUACAGACCAUAAAUUAAGGUUGAUUAAAGUUAAGGUCUAAGUACCCAAAAAUGGAACACAGGGGAGCGCGUUCGCGCAAGAAGAGCUCGGUGACGCCGUGUACUUUUCCUCGGCGGAGCUCUUCGGUCGAUGUGCAGAGCUCUACGUGUGCAGCGAUGACGGGUCGUACUACUAGCAGACGCUCGUACAGCCUGUCUCAGAUGGACCGUUUGAGCCUUAUUGCACAGAGACCUGUGAACCUGCAAGACCAGAGGGACUUCAAUGACAAGGCCUACCUUUCUGAAUGUGUGGACAAAUUGCACAGGUUUCUCAAGGAGCGGAGAUACCCACACUACACUACUCCCGAGAGGUUGAUGAGAAUGUCGGCCAAGGAAUUUGAAAAUGUCAUCACAUUUUUAAUGAAGUUCUUCGAGCCCAACUUCAAUCUGGAUGGCGGAUCACGGAUGGAAGAUGUGGUGUUCGAGCAGCUGCGCCAGCUGGGUUAUCCGUACCCAUUACACAAGAGCAUGCUGUUGGGAAUCGGUUCCCAGCCACACAAGGCCCUCGCCGUCAUCACCUGGCUGGCAGACUUAGCCAAGUACCAUGACUCUGUGAACCCACUUAUGGACUUCUUCAGCUCAGGACACUUUUCAUCCGGCACCCCUGGGCAGCACCAGGCAGGAGGAAACAGUAUCGCAGGAUUGCUGCUGGAGCACUGCUUGCAUAAGGGAGAUAAGGACACGGACAAAGAUGAUGAUUUCAUUGACAACUUGGUGCUGGAAGCUGUUGGUACCAUAGAGCCACUACAGAAGAUCAAGAAGAAGCUAGCAGAGAAAUGCAAAGAGGUGCAAAGACUGACAGGUCUCAUGGAAGAGCGAGAGAUGCUCAAUAAGGAGCUGCAGGAAAAAAAAGAAACAAGAAAUUCAGGACUAUGAGAAAUACUUUAAAAGCAUGGCUACGCACUUCGAAGAGAAGAGGCUAGAAGUGGAAAAGAAUCAAGAGAAGCUAGCUGCCCUCGAUGCCACCAGAAACAAAUUGAAGGAGGAGCUAGCCGAUGUGCAGGCACUGUGGGGACAGCAACAUACGCGCCAUGAGGACAAGCUUGCACUGCAGCAGCAGCAGCGGCGGCUCGAGCAGGACCUCUCAGCUGCACGC